GUCGGGAAUUUGUCGCAACAUUUCUCGUACCUUGCAAUAUGACGUUGAAAUGGUGACGUCAUGUUGAAGGCAGGUGCAAGUGAAAACGAGGCAGAUUACGGGAAGCAUUAGUUUGUUUGAUCGUCAAUUUACCGAGAAGUUGUGGGCUACAAUCGAUAAGCAACGCAAAUUCAUUGAGCGGACUGGAUUCCUGAUGAAUAGUUCUACACGGUGCUUCAUUUUCAGCUAGCUAUGAUGACGGAGUGAAUUUAUCUUGCAUUUUAUUGAAGUCGAAUUUGUACAUUUGCUUGUCAACAUGGCGUCCAGUUCAGUGAGUCAAGAGAGCCUAGACAUGGAGGACUUUGAAACGACGCGACAAAGAAACAGGAUAAGGACACACCGAGGGAGAGGAAUGUUUUACAGGGGGGACAGGGACGGAGGGGAUCAUGUGGAUCGUGAGGGUCGGGACCAAAACGGGGAGGGAGGGGAAGGCCAUCCAACCUCGUUCAGUCAAGACCACGACUCGCCCACGCGUACUGUUGGCAGAAGCAAAGAUAAAAGAAGCCGACCAAAUCACUUACAUAAAGGGAAAUUACCGAAAGACAAGAGAAAGUUGAGGGAGAAAAGGAGGAGUACCGGUGUCGUCCACCUGCCUUCAACUGAGCUGUCUGUAGCAGAAGUAGGGAGUACCGGAGACUCUUUGGAUGAGGAUGAUGACGAUGACAAAGUUGCCAUGGAAACCAAGAAAAACACAGCAUUUAAUGAAAUCACAGAUAAAAACAAACCAGUUCAUGAGAGACAUGAUGGCCAUAGUCACCAUUCAAGUACAUUCACAACAAGGAGAAACAAGAGUCCAUCUGAUCUCGAGGCUGAUCUGGAGGACAACCAAGAUUACGACAGUACCGUCAGCCAUUCAGAAACAAAUCUCACCCUGAUUGGUCGAUCCGAGUCAUCUGAUACCCACAUGUCCCAGUCUCUCCUGGACAGGCCCUCUUUCACUUCAACGCACAUGGCCAAUAUUAGUGAUCAGGAGGCCAAGGGCUCAGUCUCGUCUAUGAACACUUCCUCUGUAUUGUCUCGGUACAGGGAAUCAGAAGCCCCACUAAGAGACAUUGAUCAAAACAGAUCCAAUAUUUCUAAGAUGAGAGACAAUAAAAGCGAAUCUUCAUACGGCUAUUUAUCAUCUCGGUUCCGUGAUAAGGACCAGUCUCAUGGUUCAUCUCGUGUCAACUACCACGUCCCACGACCGUUCAUCACACAGAACAAUGACAAUGCUGCUUCUUUGGAGAAGGUGAAACAGCUGCUGGAGAAGGAGAAGGAGGAGAACAAGAGGCUACAGCAAAUGCUAGACGACAAGGACCGCAGGAUAGCGGAGCUGGAGAAGGAGGUGUCCCUCCUCAAUAAGGAACUCGAUGAAGUUGAAGAUGAAAAUAUUAAACUGGAAGAAGACAAGAGUGCUUUAAUCAAAGCCAUGUCUCAGCUUAGUACCAAUGUCUAGUGAUCAUCAUCUGUGUUACCAUGGUUACUGAGUUUUAGCUGAGGGGUGGUGUGAGACCACCUCAACAGGGCCUCAGGCCAUAAAGUGUUGUAAAUAACCCCAAAAGGGCCCCAUGUGUCAAGUUACACACAUGUUUAUUGUGGUCAUGUGCUGUAAGCUAAAGAAUUUUGCCAUUUAACCUGUCACUUCAAAGAGGAAAUAGAUCAAUGCCAAGACAAUGUUUUAUUGCCUAAGUGGAUUAGUUCAAGGUGAUGCAUCUAAGGAGGAUAUUACAAACAGAUGCUGCCAGUUUCAUGCUGAACCAAAGACCAUCACUAAAACUGUAAAUUUCAUUUAACUCACAGAUUUAAAAACAGUUUCUUGUCAUUGUCACAUCCGACCUCUGCACAAUGAAAAUUACAUAACCACCUGCCGGCGAAAUCUUGGCAUCAAUCUUAUUUCAUGUAAAAGGUAUCGACAGAAAAAGACAUUUUUCUGCUGUUUUGAAGUCACAGGUUAAAACAGCAAUAGCCAUUAGGUGCUUGUGCAGUUCAAGCGAUAUAUCCAACUUGUGCCAGUUAGAACCAGUGUCUACUGGUAAUGGUCCAGUUAUUAGCGUCCAUGUUUACUGCUAUGGCUCAACGUUGCAGAUUAUCACCGAUUUGUUCCAGUUCUAGAUAUUACAGUUUGUUUAUAUCAUGGAAUGCCAGUUGACACCGUUUUGUUGACAGUUUGAUGUUUAGGGCCGGCCAGGAUCAUACGUAUUUGAAAUGUAAUGUAUGAAGAACAUUCAUGUUUGGAUCACAGUCCUUUGAAAGGAAAUUGUUAUACCCUGUUUCUUGUGACGAUAUCGCAUACUGUUAUUUCAAUCAUAUUAUUUAUACUUAUGAAGUAGGUCUUAAAAAUGCCAGAAGUUAUAAGAAGGUGUUCGCAUUUAUUUCCUGAGUUUGGUCAUUGGAACCUUGGACUAGUUGUAGGUAAAUGUCUUCCUAAACUUAAAUGAGGGAAUACAAGGAAGGGGUAGAUGUGAUACAGAUUUAACUAUGGAUAUGUAUUUGUGAUCAUUUGUAUGUUAAGUUUAGCAGUGUCUUGUGUGGCACAUUCAGGAAGUUCAAGAUUUUUGUCCCAUGUCUGCUGUAAAGAUUAAACUGCCUUUGGCUUCUUGUCAUCAGCCGCCAUAUAGCUGGAAUAUUGCUGAGUUCGGCAUAAAACUAAACUCACUCAUUCUUGUCACCAUCAGGAUCAGUGUGUCAAGGUGUGAUAAUCAGUCAGGUGCCUGUCACAGCCUGCAGCACUGAGUUACUGUCUCUAGGUCCGUAAUUAUUUAUUGCUAGUUGGACACUUGAGAUAAAUUUGAGAAAACACUAUCAGGAGUAUAACUUGUGCUUUAUAAAGCCCAGUUUAAGCAGUCCUGAUAAGACAGCAAGACUUCACAGACCUUAUUAUUGUAUUACUCUUCCCUUCUUCAAAUAUUCUUAAGAUAAAAUAUGUCACUAAUUUUUAAAAUUGUUUAUGAAAAGCACUGCUUCAAAUGUUUUCAAGGCAGUUGGACGGUUUAUUAACAUGGGAUGAGCUGAAGAUGAGAAAGAACAAUUACUUCCAUGCCACUGGUGUGAGUUGUAGGAACAGAGUGCAGAGAUGACUUGGCAAAUUAAAAUAAUCCCCACCUGUCUGAAAUAACAAUCAAAACAUACCGUUUACGUGAUGAUAAACCCAUUCCCUUCUGUAGGUCACACUUCGCCAGUUCUUGGCAUUAUAGAUUAAUGAUAGUAAUAUGGAUAAAUCAUAUGAUCCUUAUCUUGUUUUGAGUGGCACACAUACCAGUUUGUUAGAUAACUGGUAAGCUAUGCAUUUACAGUAUCAUCAUGCUGCACCUUUAUAGUAUCCUCAAAAGUAGGAUCUUCCUGAAGGUCUCUUCAAUAACUAUUAGUCGAAAAAUCAUUUAAAAAUAAUGAACACAAUUUCUUUUACUUUUGUAUUUGUAUUCAUUAUUUUGCUUGCAACUUUUCUGUUUCCAUGUCUAGUGUUCAGUAUGAUACAAGCACAACACAGCCAAAUGUAAUUGAUCAACAAUAACAUGAAGAUUCUUGGUUUAUAUAGGAAUUGAGUUGCUCCUGGGAAAAUAUUAUUUAUCAGUUUCCCUUCUUCUUUUAGUUGCACAUCAAGUUCCAAGUGCAUUCUGCAAAAUACAAGCCAAAGAACAUAAAAAAACCUUUUGCUCAACUAUGCAUGGUUGUGAAAGAUUUUACUCCGGACGUUUGUGAUGUACUUUUUUUUAUGUGGUUUGUGUAAUUUAGGACUAGUCUGAGUUCGGAUAGUGGUACAAAGAUCAGUACAACUUCCUAGGUUUUAUUGGCAACAUCUUCUCUAUGGCCAUGAUAGGGUAUGUGUAAGAGGGUCUAUGAACUUGUAACAUUUAUUACAUGUAGGCAAGGCUCAUGUUCAUGACAGGCUGGUUGACAAGUGGCGGAGUCCUGAAAUGUCCAGGACUAUGCUGUCCACAGAUACAUCACUCAGGUGUGUCUAUAAAUGUGGGUUCGAAUCCCAGUUGGCCCUGGUUAUGUUUCUAGGUUUGUCAACCCUGUACACAUGCUGAAACUUUCACCAACUUGUGGGGCGGUGAGGUAGCCUAGUGGUUAAAGCGUUUGCUCGUCACGCCUAAGACCCGGGUUUGAUUCCCUACAUGGGUACAAUGUGUGAAACCCAUUUCUGGUGUACCCCGCCCCCCGCCAUGAUAUUGCUGGAAUAUUGCUAAAAGGGGCGUAAAUCCAUGCUCUCUCUCACUCACUCACAAGCUUGUGAAUGUCUAAAACCAUAGGUUUCCUUUCAUGCCAAGUUGGCACA
This is a messenger RNA of Haliotis rubra (blacklip abalone), 4300 nucleotides long. RefSeq lists its product as uncharacterized. The record is from RefSeq and is a predicted model, not a curated record. Gene Ontology annotation, biological process: apoptotic process; positive regulation of apoptotic process. NCBI's taxonomy places the organism in Eukaryota, Metazoa, Mollusca, Gastropoda, Lepetellida, Haliotidae. The coding region runs from base 296 to 1477 and encodes 393 amino acids. Gene Ontology annotation, cellular component: cytoplasm. The transcript has 8 exons.